UUCAAAAAUCGAGUAAAAAACAAAAAAUGAGCACAUUUCAAAUCAUUUGUCUCGGCGUAAAUGCCGCUGUUCUCGUAUUUUACGGAAGAAAAUGGCUCAAAAUCCGUUCGUUCUACAAUAAAACAGCAAGUGCAACGUCUGUCGUCACCAUCGAUGGGCAAACCCUUCAAACACUCAUCGGGCAUUAUGUGAUAGUCACCGGCAAAAUAAAAGCUCUUGCGGAAACCCUUCCGUCGAACUAUUCGAGUGCCUUAAAUGGCGUUGUACAUCAAAUCCAGAAGGUAAAACACUCGAUAAUUCGCAUUGCUGGCUUCUGGUUGCGGAAAAGUCAGUCGACAACAGUUGUUUCGGAAAAGGCAACUCUUUUUGCGUUGGUUGAAAAUGCUCCGGUUGACGGAAAUGACGUUCAUGUUAUCAUUCAGAACCCAUUGCAUGCCUUACGUCAAACUGCAUCUGCGGAUCUUUUUACGGGCUACAAUGGCGUUUCAUGGCCCGCUUCGAACAUAAUUCAUGAUAAAUUUAUCGUCAACGAUGAAAGUACGAAUCCAUUCAAGAUCAUGUUAUGCGGCGCUCAUGAAUUGGGAACACAGGAAACGGAAAGUCUUAUACUCGACGGCGGAUAUAUAACAGCUUUGGGAUAUUUGAGACCAAGUCACGAUGGAAAUUAUCGAAUGGCAGCUGAAAUUCUCACGACAUGCGAUAAAAAUUUGUUGCUGAAGAAAAUUGGAGACAUCCGAGCAUCGCUCGUGAUGAAAUUGAUGAUUUUCGGAACACUUUUUGGUAUUUUGGGAUUAAUUGUGUUGCGACGAAAAUAUCGCGAGAACAAAGAUAAUGCAGAAAUGGAUAGAAUUCUGGGAUUUAAGUAGAGAAAAAGUUGAAAUACGAGACAUUUGCAUUUAAUUUCAGUCGAAAAAGUUUAGUUAUUUUGCAGUUCUUUCAAAAUUCCGUUCGGUAAAAAGCCUAAAAGAGCUUUUGCGUGUUCCUUUAAUAGUUUGAUGCGUUCUUCUUCGACUA
Molecule: messenger RNA, 1014 nt
Organism: Culicoides brevitarsis
Lineage: Eukaryota; Metazoa; Arthropoda; Insecta; Diptera; Ceratopogonidae
Exons: 2
Coding region: 27-866 (279 amino acids)
Source: RefSeq, a predicted model, not a curated record